ACCACUGAGGACCCCAAACUUGUCAGUGGCACCUUAGCUAUCUGAUAUCCCACACCUCAUCUCUCUAACAAAGAAAGCAGAAAUUUCUGUGCAGUGACCGGGGUAGUUUACCUAAGUUUGAGCCAGCAGCCUCCUUUUUUAUUGCUUCUCUAGUGCCAGGCCCAAAGACAAAGGAAAAGAAAAGAAGAUGCUAAACAUAAUCUCCUUGGUGUUAGUCUGCCUGAGCCUUGCCAACAACGCAUAUACAGAAGAGAAUCGCCUUCAGAUCUUUGCAAGUCCAGGUGAAAAUGUUAGUUUGCCCUGCAGCCUGAACCCUAUUGAUGGGUUACAUUUUGUUUAUGCCGGAACCAGGAUCAAGUGGACCAAGCUUGAGAGUGCUGAUGAGGAAACUGACGUGCUGAUUUCAAUGGGUUUCCACAAGCUCACAUAUGGACGCUUCCAAGACCAUGUUCAUUUGCAGGAGGCUGAUCAAAAUGAUGCCACCCUAAUUAUUAGCAACAUUGUCCCAGAGGACUAUGGCAUAUAUAGGUGUGAGAUCAUCAGUGGCAUGGAUGACGUUGUAGUGGAGAUGGAGCUUCGAAUGGGUGGGGUUGUAUUCCCAUACUCCCCACGCUUGGGCCGCUACAACCUAAACUUCCACGAUGCUGAGGCAGCCUGCCUGGAGCAGGGUGCUGUGGUGGCAUCCUUCCAGCAGCUCUACCAGGCCUGGAGAGGAGGGAUGGACUGGUGCAACGCUGGCUGGUUGAGUGAUGGAUCUGUACAGUACCCCAUCAACAAACCAAGACAUCCAUGCGGGGGCAAUGUUGUUGCUGGACUCAGGAGUUACGGCCGGCGUAACAAAACCAACAGCCUAUUUGAUGUUUUCUGCUACACCACUGAACACAAUGGAGAUAUCUUCUUUGUGGAUCAGAUACUGACCUUCCUUGAGGCGAGGCAGGCCUGUGAAGAUAAUGGAGCUGAACUUGCGAAGGUGGGACACAUUUACGCUGCCUGGAAGCUGCAGGGCUACGACCGUUGUGAUGCUGGAUGGUUGGCUGAUGGUAGUGUAAGAUAUCCCAUUUCCAAACCUAGGAUGAAGUGCAGUCCCACAGAAGCAGCUGUCCGUUUCAUCGGAUUUCCCGAAAAGAAGCACAAGCUCUAUGGGGCCUACUGCUACAGAGCUAACCAAUAAUUUGCUGCUCCUUUCCUAAGAUCAUAUACCAAACAAAGAGCUAUAACACACAAGCAAUGACUCCUAAAACAUGUCAGUUAUCAUGAGCACACAUUGAAACUAGGUACAAAGUACAUACUGAAAUUUUUGUACUAUGCAUUCCAAAUACACAUUGUAUAUGGUACAGUUAUUCAUCAUAAAACCUUAUUUUUACAUAUUAUUAUUAUUUUUUUUAUAUUCAACUUGCACAAUUCAGUUAUCUUUUUUCAGUAAAAAAAAUCUGGAAUGUAAUCUUUUCAAAUAAAUAAAUAAAUAAAUAAAUAAAUAAAUAAAUAAAUAAAUAAAUAAAUAAAUAAAUAAACAAACAUGUAAAAAAAAAAUAUGAACCUUUUUGACACACCUGGCAUGUCUUGUCAGAGCACUGGCCACUACUUUUUUAUCUGAAAAUGUACUUUUCAAUUUUAGCAGGCUUAGUAGCUAAUUAUAAUAGAUAAUGUCAUAAUAUUUAUCCUUUUACAAUUUUUCUCACAAUGUCCUCAUUUAGUUAUGUGCUGAAAUACAUUGUUCCUAGCCUUUUUUGAUAAAUUGAUAACAUUUAUCAGAAGGUUAGCCAAAACAAAAGUUUAGUUAAUAUAUCUUCUUCCCUAGCAACAAAUAAAAAAUUAAUAAAAAAAAAUGACAGGCUACUGGAGACACAAUGCAUUUUUGUUUGUUGCAAAAAGUUGCAAAUUACAGUUACAUUUGACUUUUUAGACACACCAAAUCUUUAACAGAACCCAGUUGCUUACUAGCGACUGAACUUUAAAUGACUAAUCUGAGCCUUGCACUUAAUUGUGAGUCUCAAUAAAACUAAACAUUAUGUCAUCAGUUGGGUUUAUUUCAAAACACCAAUUUUUCAUAUAUUUAUGAACUAAGCUACAAUGCCUGAAAGCAGAUGCCAUAAUGUGUAACUCUGUAGACAGAGAUUGUUUAUGUGAUUGGGAAGACAAUUCUAACUAUUAUUCCUCUUUGUACUACCAAGGUACAGUGCACACACAAUGCUUCUUUUUAUGCCCAAAUCAUUCUUCUUCUUCUUCUUCUUCUUCUUCUUCUUCUUCUUCUUCUUUUUUUUUUUUAACUAAAAUGCAGUGUAUUGUUUUUACAUCAAGUUCCAAAUGGAAAAUAAAAUCUAACAAACAUUGAAA
Tachysurus fulvidraco (yellow catfish) is the source of this 2334-nucleotide messenger RNA. RefSeq names its product hyaluronan and proteoglycan link protein 1a (gene hapln1a). The record is from RefSeq and is a predicted model, not a curated record. Gene Ontology annotation, molecular function: hyaluronic acid binding. The transcript has 4 exons. NCBI's taxonomy places the organism in Eukaryota, Metazoa, Chordata, Actinopteri, Siluriformes, Bagridae. Gene Ontology annotation, biological process: cell adhesion. The coding region runs from base 188 to 1171 and encodes 327 amino acids.